GGAGCCGUCGUAGCAUUAGCGCAUAUUUCACCAAAGACUGAUCUUUUUCUGCAAGAUGAGAAACCUCCUUCUGUGUGGUCUAGUGGUCUGUGGCAUUCACUCGACCUACACGGUGACACACUCCUGGAAGAACUGUUUAACUGGCACCACAGGAGUGAGUGCGUUCCCUGAUUUUGUGGCUGUAGCCAUUGUGGAUGAAGACACAGUUGGGUAUUUUGAUAGUAGCAUCAAACGCUUACAGCUCAGACAGCAGUGGUUGGAAAACGUGGAUGAGACCUACAUAGAUCAUUACACCAGAAGUCUUAAUACCCUCACACAAAACUUCCAACUGAUGUUGAGAAUUUCCAUGGAGCUUUUCAAUCAGUCAGGAGGAAUCCACACGCUUCAACUCACGUUUGGCUGUCAUUUGGAUGAUGAGGGAAAAACCAAAGGUUUUGUUCAACAAGGUUAUGAUGGAGAGGAUUUUCUCACUCUGGACACCAGCACCUUCACCUGGAUUGCUGCCAACCCACAGGCCUUCAUUGUCAAGCAAGACUGGGAGUCUAGUGGAACUAUAACACAAAUCUGGAAAAUCUUUUUAGUGAACGAAUGCAUUGAAGUAUUGAAUUUGUUUAUUGACUAUGGCAAAGACAGCCUUGAGAGAGAAGUCCCUCCUGAGGUCUCUCUGCUCCAGAGGGACCCCUCCUCUCCUGUCACCUGUCUUGCCACCGGUUUCUUCCCCGAAGGAAUUGUGGUGUCCUGGCAGAAAGACGGAGAGGACCUGCAUGAGGACGUGGAGCUGUUGGAAACGGUGCCCAAUGAGGACGGAACAUUCCAGACCAGAAGUAGGCUGACAGUCUCACCUGCAGACCUGAAGAAGCACAAGUUCACCUGCACUGUGGACCACAGCAGCCUGGAGAAGAAGAUUAUCAAGCCUGUGUCUGAGGAGGAGAUAAAGACCAACCAGGAAAGACUUCCCCUUGUUGCCAUAAUCGUUGGUGUUGUGGUGCCUGCCCUUGUCCUGGCCAUCAUCACCGCUGUUACUGGGGCCAUUCUGUGGAAGAGGAGGAAAGCUGGAAACUCCGAUGUGCUUGAGGAAACGGCUAGCACCUCAGACAGUGGCUCAGACUCCUCCUCCAAUGCUGUAUCAAAGGUUUGA
Molecule: messenger RNA, 1138 nt
Organism: Megalops cyprinoides (Indo-Pacific tarpon)
Lineage: Eukaryota; Metazoa; Chordata; Actinopteri; Elopiformes; Megalopidae
Product: BOLA class I histocompatibility antigen, alpha chain BL3-7-like
Exons: 7
Coding region: 56-1138 (360 amino acids)
Biological process (GO): immune response
Cellular component (GO): external side of plasma membrane
Source: RefSeq, a predicted model, not a curated record